Molecule: messenger RNA, 462 nt
Organism: Nicotiana tabacum (common tobacco)
Lineage: Eukaryota; Viridiplantae; Streptophyta; Magnoliopsida; Solanales; Solanaceae
Source: RefSeq, a predicted model, not a curated record
AUGGCAAGAGAGAAAUCUGUAAUGUGUAUGGUGAUGGUUUUGGGGGUUGCCAUAAUAAUUCAGGGCACUGGAGCUGCUGAAGAAUGUAGCACAGUGACAGCACUGGUAGCAGCAUGCUCCAGCUUUGUGAACUAUGGCACACCAGAUCCAACUCCAGGUGCACCAUGCUGCGUCGCUAUGACGACCCUAAGCAACAUAGCUAGCUCCACCGAGAUGCGCCAGGCCGUCUGUAGAUGCGUGAUGGACCUUAUUACUACUUACAACCCAAAUGCUACUGCCAUUGCCACUCUGCCUGGUUUCUGUGGUGUUUCUCUUGGUUUCACCAUUGACCCUAACACUGACUCCAUCCGAUAUUCAAGGUCCACUGGUCCUAUUAAUCGUGAUUUGCUCUGGUUAAAGAAGUUCUCUACUCCCGGGUGUCUCAUAACAAUAUGGUCUCUGGAAAGUGAUGCUGAAGAAUGA